AUGAACUUAAAUCUAAAAUUAAUUAUAGAUAUAAAAUACUUCAAUAUAGAAAUAAUAUCUCUAUAAUUAAGAGUCAAAUAGAUUGGAAAAGUUUUAUUCAGAACCUAAUUUAAGAAAAUAAUUCGUGCCAUUAAACAGAUAAACUUAUUUAGAAAGAAAAUAUUUACGUUAAGAAAAGGAUGGUCAUUUAGAAGAUAGGAAUAAUUGUAUAAGAACUUUAAAUGUAAAUUAUAAUAAUACUUAUUAAAACACGCUAAUAAGGAAACAUAUCAAGGUUAUAUUUUAGAAACUAAUAUAUUAAAUCGUUGUUAUUUUUAUUAAUUAUCUAAAUGA
Messenger RNA from Paramecium sonneborni, 333 nucleotides. NCBI's taxonomy places the organism in Eukaryota, Ciliophora, Oligohymenophorea, Peniculida, Parameciidae. The record is from the annotation of a GenBank genome assembly.